AUGUGUCACUGCUCGACAUCUGAAGAUGCAGAACUUAGCCUCCUGCGUUUCUCGCUAUGCUUGCCAGGUGCUAAUGGUAUCCCCAAACCCAGAACAUCCGGGGACCAACAAGUGGCGUGGCUCGCGAGCCCUGCCAGUCUAGACGCUGAUCCAUCGACACCCGAAGACUCUGGUUGGAUUUGCGGCAUGUAUGCUCGAGCCUGGGCUCGGUUGGAAAUGGCCAUCUAUGGCCAAGAUGUGGAGGAUGAUCAAGAGAUUGCCUUUUGUUACGGAGAUGCUGUUACUUUUGCCGCUUGCAUACCUUUCUAUGGUUUCACUAUUGGAUCACUGCAAUAUGCCGUCCGCAGCUACUUUGGGCUUGAAGGAACCCGGAGACAAGAUUUUAGCGAUGGCUGCUGCUUUCCACGCGAUACAAUUCUGAGGAACGAGCAAGAGAUUAUCCUUCGUGAGAGGCUCCGCAGGGCCCCGGAGGAGAAGCCGCAGCCACCAUAUGGCUGCUAUGAUCAAAUGCUCUACCAAUCCCAGACAGAACAGCAGCAGCAGCAGCAGCAGCAGCAGCGUGCUGUCCGAGGAGAUCAAGCCCAGGUCCCUGCCAGCGAAAACAAGACGGCAGCCACGAAUGCCAACGUCAAACCCUCACCAGCCAAGGUACACUCUGUGCAUGAGGAUGUUCGCCAGCCCGCUCAAACCAAUCGACGAGCUCCGCACACUCUGGAAGAGGAUCUCGCCACUCCGGCCAAGGCAAAACGACAGGAGCACAUUCUUCAUGACGACGCCGAGACAGCAACUCCCACGAAACCGGUGCCCCACGAAUUGGGCGCAACAUCGUUGAAGGCUGGGCAGUGA
Messenger RNA from Trichoderma breve, 846 nucleotides. RefSeq lists its product as uncharacterized. The record is from RefSeq and is a predicted model, not a curated record. The transcript is spliced from 2 exons. Bases 1 to 846 code for a protein of 281 amino acids. NCBI's taxonomy places the organism in Eukaryota, Fungi, Ascomycota, Sordariomycetes, Hypocreales, Hypocreaceae.